AUGCAGGAAGCAUACAGAAAAGACAUGGAGAGAGCAUUUGGUAUUCUCCAAGCUCGUUGGGCAAUCAUAAAAGGACCAGCUCGUGGGUGGAGUAAGGAGAACCUUCAAUACAUCAUGAUGACGUGCAUUAUCUUGCACAAUAUAAUUGUUGAAGAUGAGCAUGAUGAAGAUGCAGCAGAGCCAUUUGAUCCGGAUGAUAUCCCAACCAUACCAAGGAAAGCAGAGAUAUAUAAGAGACCAGAAAUGGACACCGAUGUUCAUCGCAAUCCGCAACAACUAAAUCAAUUCUUGCGUCGUUAUAGGGAGGUUAGAUGUCCAGUGAUGAAUAAAAACCUCCAAGACGAUCUAGUCGAUCACCUAUGGACCAUGAAGUUACAAGCUGAUCAGAACCACCAGUGA
This is a messenger RNA of Rosa rugosa (rugosa rose), 399 nucleotides long. RefSeq lists its product as uncharacterized. The transcript has a single exon. The coding region runs from base 1 to 399 and encodes 132 amino acids. The record is from RefSeq and is a predicted model, not a curated record. Lineage: Eukaryota; Viridiplantae; Streptophyta; Magnoliopsida; Rosales; Rosaceae.